This is a messenger RNA of Micromonas pusilla CCMP1545, 972 nucleotides long. RefSeq lists its product as uncharacterized. The record is from RefSeq and is a predicted model, not a curated record. The transcript has a single exon. Gene Ontology annotation, molecular function: 3'-5'-RNA exonuclease activity. NCBI's taxonomy places the organism in Eukaryota, Viridiplantae, Chlorophyta, Mamiellophyceae, Mamiellales, Mamiellaceae. The coding region runs from base 1 to 972 and encodes 323 amino acids.
AUGUCGCGCUCCACCGAUACCUUGAGCGUGAUACAAUACAACGUCCUCGCGGACGCGCUCUCCGGCCCGGACGCGGGGUUCACGUCGAUGCCGCCGUGCGAUCUCGCGUUCGGCGCGCGACGCGCGAAGCUCCUCGGAAAGAUAAUCGCCGAAGACGCGGACGUCGUGUGCCUUCAGGAGGUCGAUCACUACCACGACGCGUUCAAGCCCGCGAUGGACGCCGCGGGGUACGACGGAAUCUACCGCGAGGACGAGUGGAGCCCGUGCAGGAAGCUGUCGGGGGGGAUGCUCCGGGACGGGGUCGCGAUUUUUUACAAGCGCGAGAAGCUUCAGCUCUGCGGCAUGGACCUCCCGGGCGUGCCUCGGAGGAGUAAAGACGUCGACGACGACAAAUCUUUAUUAGGUAAGUGUAUCGACGCUGGGAAGUGCAUCGUCGCGCGCUUCCGCGUGUUACCACCGCGCGAGGAGACGCACGGGCCGCGGUGGGAAGAGUAUCAGAACUCGACUUUAGAGGUUGUCGUCGCAACUGUGCACCUGGACUCGAAGAAGGACGAAGAAGGCGCGAAGAAAAGGCGAAAUCAAGCGUUCCAUAUGAUGCAAGCGGUAGAAAAGAUGAGAAGUAACAGCCCUACUAAUUUUUUUUUACCGGUGAUCGUCGCGGGUGACUUCAACGCCGUCCCAUCUGAACCGGCAGUGGAUAGGGUCAGGAACGGUGUAGCGGGGGGGUUACGCAGCGCCUACGAAGAAAUAAACGGCAUUCACCCGGCGUUCACGACGUGGAAGAUUCGCUCGGGGAAUUACAAAAAAGGCGAGGCGAAGAUGUGCAUCGAUUACAUAUUCGUGCCUAGAGAGUGCGGAAUAUUGAGCGUGGGCGCGCUACCAGAUGAAAAUGACAUCGGGCCGAAAGGACUGCCGUGCGAGAAGCAUCCGUCCGACCACCUGAUGCUUCGCGCGGAUUUAAAAAUACAGUAG